Messenger RNA from Lactuca saligna, 805 nucleotides. The record is from the annotation of a GenBank genome assembly. Lineage: Eukaryota; Viridiplantae; Streptophyta; Magnoliopsida; Asterales; Asteraceae.
CCAAAAUCUAAAUCUAAAUCAUCCACAAAUCAUCAAAAACCUAAACUUAUUUGAUUUUCAAAAAAAAUAAAAUAAUAAUAACCCAUAAAAAAAGGAUGUCCGACGAAGAGGUUCACUUCGAGUCCAAGGCUGAUGCUGGAGCAUCCAAAACUUUCCCUCAACAAGCAGGCACCAUUCGAAAAAAUGGAUACAUAGUCAUCAAGAACAGGCCCUGCAAGGUUGUUGAGGUUUCCACCUCAAAAACAGGCAAGCAUGGUCAUGCAAAGUGUCAUUUUGUAGGAAUAGACAUUUUUACUGGCAAAAAGCUUGAAGAUAUCGUUCCUUCUUCUCAUAAUUGUGAUGUCCCGCAUGUCACUCGUACGGAUUAUCAGUUGAUUGACAUUUCUGAAGACGGCUUUGUUAGUUUUCUGACCGAAAGUGGAAACACAAAAGAUGAUCUAAAGCUUCCCACCGAUGAAAAUCUGCUUACACAGAUUAAAGAUGGGUUUAGUGAAGGAAAAGAUCUUGUGGUGAGCGUUAUGUCGGCUAUGGGAGAAGAGCAGAUUAAUUCUCUCAAAGAUAUCGGCAAGAAUUAAACAUGUUAUAGUAGCUAGAUACCAAUAUAAUGUUUGAUGCUUAAACGUAGACUUUUAUUGUAUGGUAUCUGAAUGAUUUAGCUACAAAACGGUAUUUGUUUAUUAUUGUAUGUGAUAGAUAUAAAUUUGCAUAUUAGGAUUGUAGCGGUUCAAUCUUACUCUAUCUUUUAUAGAAUGUUGUAUUUUGCUUUAUUUUUGUGUUGUUAUCAUUCUUUUUUGUCACUUUUUGG